GCACUCAAAACCACAGGAAGAGGGCAAGCUGUCGAGUGUUUAUCAUUUGCAAAAUGUCGCACGGUAGGAUGGCUUAGGUGGCAGUAGGUUAACAUUUGAAGAAUGCUUAGGUAAUUUUUUGAGACUGAUUGUAAAGCUGGAUACAGAACAACAAGUGACUAUUCAGAACAAUAACCAACUCUAGAGCUGGUACUUUAAUGGCAAAAAUGAGGACCAUUUCUAUCUUUUACUGCCUUUUAUAUGUUAUGUCGACAGAAGGAACCACGAUCGAAACAAAGGGAGUCGUGGGAGGAGAGGUCUCGUUUAAGUGCGCACACAAACUUGCGUCGAGUUAUAAUAAAUACUUGUGCCUCGAUCCAUGUCAUGAUGGGGACAAACUAGCUGAGGUGGCACCUGGUGGAAGAACAGAGUCAGGGAGGAUACGUCUGGUGGACCGGGGGGACAGCGCCUUCACUGUGACCAUCAGUCAACUGCGGCUGUCAGACUCUCGGAUAUACUGGUGUGGAGUAGCCAGGCCUGGUUUAGAUACAUACACUAAAGUAAUCCUCUGGGUAGAGGAAGUACUUGGAUUCACCUCAACAAACUCUAUUGCAAGCGAGACAACAUCUGUCACACCUGAUGUUUCUUCCACAUCUUCAUAUGAAAAUGUGACCAAUCUGACACAAUUAAUGCUAGGCAUACACACCAGUGGACCUACAAACAUUUCAUCAGCAUCAAACUUCACAGAGGAAGGGAAACAGAACAUCAGCACAGGCACCAUACUGUAUGUGAUCACCGGAAGCAUUUUCAUGCUCAUGGUUUUGAUACUGUCAUUGAGCUUCAGGAAAUGCAGAGGGAUCUUUAAAGCUCAACCACAAGUUUGCUGUAGCAGCACAGGACCCAGCAAUGCACUUGAAAGUGAGGUCGACUGUGACUACGACGACAUUGAUGAGAAUUUACAGUGUGUGGAAAAUAUUUCCGAUGCCACCUCUGUCAGUACUAGUCGCCCAAAACAAGAUCCAACAUUUGCUGCAUCCAUGGCAGCUGAAUGUGAGGAGCCCCCUCACAUCUAUGAGAACAUCUCAUUCCCCACAAUCAACGGCGGCUCAAGAUGUUCACCUGCAGCCUCCCAAAAACACCACAAAACCACCUCUAGGAUCUACAUCAGGCCUUUAUCAUCUGAAAGAGCAGGUGAUGGUUGUCUCAGAAAACACACAAAUAAACACACAACAUGCACAAAUUCAGAGUGCUGUACAAGCAAUGAAUGUCCUUGUCACUCCAGAUGCUGCCGUGGAACCAGUGGUGUGAGGACAGGAUCACUUUGGUUUGGUUUGGAUGUAUCAGGAAUAAAUCAGACCUAAGAUUUUUAUAGAUGCUGAUAGACAACUGAACUUGACCAAUUGUUCCAUUAUCAUGUGAAACUCUUACACUGUACUGUGUUUAUGUGUUACUAUAUUGUGUUCAUGUACAAUAUAUGCCUCACUGUGCGCGUGUGUGUGUAGGUGUGUGCGUGCGUGUGAAAGUGUGAGUCACCUUUUUAGGAUAAAAACACUUCUGGUUUAAGUCAGAUGAUUUCAGUUUGCAUUUAUAUGAAACAGACUGUGUUUGCAGUUAGUGAGUAGUGAGUGAACUUUAAUUUCCCCCCAAUGCGCAACCGAUACAUUUUUACACUUCCUGCGCUCAACUGUAAAACACGUUUGUCUGAAUAUGUGACAACACCCAGUGAUGUUUAAUUCAUAAUGAAGUGUACAUCUGUGAUUGAAAAAGGGUAAGAAACAAUGUUUAAGUAAUCAAAGAAACUGUUUUAUGUAACGUGUCACCACAUUUAAUUUUUAAACAUGUUCCAAGCUCUUUGUGACCUCGUCAGUGAAAUGAUAACACUGUUGUUGUUCUAAUCAUGUUUUAAAAUGUUCAGAUGUUAAUGUA
Molecule: messenger RNA, 1905 nt
Organism: Mugil cephalus (flathead mullet)
Lineage: Eukaryota; Metazoa; Chordata; Actinopteri; Mugiliformes; Mugilidae
Product: CMRF35-like molecule 3
Exons: 7
Coding region: 198-1340 (380 amino acids)
Source: RefSeq, a predicted model, not a curated record